This is a messenger RNA of Apiotrichum porosum, 492 nucleotides long. RefSeq lists its product as uncharacterized. Lineage: Eukaryota; Fungi; Basidiomycota; Tremellomycetes; Trichosporonales; Trichosporonaceae. The record is from RefSeq and is a predicted model, not a curated record. The coding region runs from base 1 to 492 and encodes 163 amino acids. The transcript has 4 exons.
AUGCUCCUCCAGCGCUACCUCGGCACACUCUUCGUGCUCAUCUCCCUCCCCUUCGCCGCCGCUAUCAGCAUCGGUCAACAGUUCAAUCUCAAACCGGGCGUUUCAGCUUCUAGCUGCUUUCUCACAUGCCACACCAUGGCCACCAACAGCGUCCUCCUUCCCGGACGCGACAUCAACUUUGUGACGGCCAUAGGCAAGAACUGUGCUUUUAACGAAUGGGCCGUGAUGGUCUCUGCGUGUCUCCCUUACACCUGCGUCUCGGCGCCAGACCUCGGCUACGCGAUUGAGUAUGGACACAGCUUCUGUGCCCGCGCAGGAUACCACAAGGUCAACCUCACUCUGCCCCAGUGGUUCCUGGACAGCGAGGGUGGAGCGUGGUACAACGAGACGCUGGCCAAGAGGUCGGCAGCCUCCUCCUACGCCGGACCUGCUGCGACUUGGACCUUGGCGCCAGCCGCACUGGCGGCUGUCUUGGUGGCUGGAGUGCUGUAG